Messenger RNA from Dromaius novaehollandiae (emu), 1296 nucleotides. It is a transcript of the gene SNX3, whose product is annotated as sorting nexin 3. The transcript has 4 exons. The coding region runs from base 242 to 730 and encodes 162 amino acids. Gene Ontology annotation, cellular component: retromer complex; early endosome membrane. Lineage: Eukaryota; Metazoa; Chordata; Aves; Casuariiformes; Dromaiidae. Gene Ontology annotation, biological process: endocytic recycling; late endosome to Golgi transport. The record is from RefSeq and is a predicted model, not a curated record. Gene Ontology annotation, molecular function: phosphatidylinositol-3-phosphate binding.
CCCGGCGGCCCGCGGACUACAACGCCCAGGCUGCCUUGCGCGCGGGCGGUGGGCGCAUCCGCUGCUGCCGGGCGGCGGCGUGGGUUGCGCGUUGCUGGGCAGUCAGCUGGCCGCGGGGUGAUAAGAGGGCGGGCGGGCGGCGACGCUCGGGUGCUCGCUCGCGUCCCGGCCGCUCUCUGAGGGGAAAGGCGGCGGCGGCGGCGGCAGGGGGAGAGCGAGCGAGGCGAGGUGCCGCGGUGCCAUGGCCGAGACGAUCGCGGAUACGCGGCGGCUCAUCAGCAAGCCGCAGAACCUGAACGACGCCUACGGGCCGCCCAGCAACUUCCUGGAGAUCGACGUGGGCAACCCGCAGACGGUGGGGGUUGGCCGCGGCCGCUUCACCACCUACGAGAUACGCGUCAAGACAAAUCUUCCUAUUUUCAAGCUGAAAGAAUCCACAGUCAGAAGAAGAUACAGUGACUUUGAAUGGCUGAGGAAUGAACUAGAAAGAGAAAGCAAGGUUGUGGUACCACCCCUACCAGGAAAAGCUCUUCUCCGUCAGCUCCCCUUUCGAGGAGAUGAUGGUAUAUUUGAUGAUUCUUUUAUAGAGGAAAGGAAGCAGGCUCUUGAGCAAUUCAUAAACAAGGUUGCUGGCCACCCACUGGCACAGAAUGAGCGCUGUCUUCACAUGUUCUUACAAGAUGAAGUAAUAGACAAAAACUACACACCAUCCAAAAUAAGACAUACUUGAGUCCUGAAACCAUCUUCUCAAAUGUUAGUGGUUCUUAAGCUUGGUUUUAAGAGGUUGUAGUUUGUCUUAGCAUGCUGAGGAUAAACAGGCACAAAGCCUCCACUAACAUCAGUACACUGCUUGGUCUUUGCAUAUGCUUUAUAGCAUUAAAGAACUCACUUGUCUUUUAGCUGAAUCCUUGAUUUAAGAGUAUUAAACUGAGACCAUCCACCCCUUAUGAUGUCUCACAAAUCUUUCCACUCUUACUUGCAAUGACUUAACAAUGUUUACUGACUUGGCCUUACUUGAACUUGCACAGCUAUAGUGUCACGUGUGCACUUGUAUAUGACUAAACUGCUAUGCUGUUUCUGACAUAGUCAUCUGUUUGAACUUCUAUAGAAAGACUGCUUUAUUUCAGAUACCCUGUAUGAGAAACACUUAUGCAAUUGUCUUCAUGCUUGUAAAACACUUUAUACUGAAGUAAUGAGGGAAUUAUCUUUAUAUUCUGUAAGAGGAAAAGAAAUCAGAUUUAUAUACUAAAAUAACUUGUCUAAGGUUUUGAAAUAAAAGUGAAAAUGCACUUCAAA